Ornithorhynchus anatinus (platypus) is the source of this 5172-nucleotide messenger RNA. It is a transcript of the gene TNRC6C, whose product is annotated as trinucleotide repeat containing adaptor 6C. Gene Ontology annotation, molecular function: RNA binding; protein binding. Gene Ontology annotation, cellular component: P-body; nucleoplasm. Lineage: Eukaryota; Metazoa; Chordata; Mammalia; Monotremata; Ornithorhynchidae. The record is from RefSeq and is a predicted model, not a curated record. Gene Ontology annotation, biological process: miRNA-mediated post-transcriptional gene silencing; positive regulation of nuclear-transcribed mRNA poly(A) tail shortening.
GCGUGGCCUUCCAUUCCAGGAACUGAGACGGAAUCUGCCUCAGAAUGUACUACGGACACUGACUCUGCCUCCAACUGUGGCUCAGAGACCAGUAGCAUGGCUACAGGGAGCGCCCAAGGCCACUUCACUGGACAUACAAAGAAACCGAACGGCAAUAAUGGCGCCAACGGAGCACUCGUCCAAAGCCCUUCUACCCAGAGUGCCCUUGGGGCGGGCGGGGCCAACAACGGCCACGCCGGCCGAGCCUGGGGGGCGGCGGCGGCGGGGGCGGGCCCCGGCCCGGCCCACGGCUCGGCCGGCGAGGGGAAGCCGGAAGGGGCGCCGGGCGACGGGCGGGGCCCGGGCUGCUGGGGGGCCGCCGGCUCUAACGGGGGCAUCAACCUGAACCCCAGCGCCAACCCGGCCGCCUGGCCCGUGCUGGGCCACGAGGGGACCGCGGGGACGGGCCACCCCGCCGGUAUCUGCGGCCCGGCCGGGUCCCUGGGGCCGGGCCUGGGCCAGCAGAACGGGAGCCCGGCGGGCCCCCUGGGGGCCUGGGGCAGCCUGCUGCCCCAAGAGAGCACAGAAGCACCAACGUCCGCGUCUCAGAAUGUGUCUUUCAGCGUACAACCUCAGAACCUUAACACUGACGGACCAAAUAACACUAACCCCGCGAACCCCCUGGCCAACCCUAUCAAUGCAAUGCAGAGCAACGGACUGCCCAACUGGGGGGUGGCAGUUAGCGUGGGGGCCGGGGGCCCGCCCCACCUGCCAGGCCUUCCCGGUGCUAACGGCUCAGCGGGCCCCCCGGCCGGCGGAGGGGACGGAGGGAGCGGCGCGGCCUGGGGGGUGGCCCCGGCCCACCCCACCCACCCGGCCGCGGGCAACGGCAGCUCCGGGUUCGGCCAGGGGAACGGAGACACUGUGAACUCGGCACAAAGUGCUAAACCGAACGGCUCCGGCGGCGCCGGGCCCAAGGAAGGACACGGAGCCAACGCCUGGGACUCGGGCCCUCCGGCGGGUCCUGGGACUCCGGCGUGGGGCCGGGGCCCCGGCGGCGGCGGGCACUCGGGGGCCUGGAGCCACCCCGGCAGGAGCGCCGCGAGCGGGGCGAACGGCGAGUGGGGCAAGGCCCCCGGUCGGCAUUCCCCCGCUGAAGGCCACGGGCGAGGGUCGCCGGGGUGGGACGGCCCGAGCGGGCCCGGCCAGCAGGGCGGCGAGCAGGGGGGCGGCCGCACCCGAGGGGCGGCGGCGGCGGCCCCGGGCGCCGCCGGCUGCGAGGGGAACUGCGAGGGUCCCGCGGGCCCCGGGGAAGCCGGCUCGGGCCGAGACGGGGCCGGCGAGGGCCGGAGGCGAGACCGGGGGCCGCCCGACCCGGGGCCGGUCCAGCUGCCGAGGAGCGACCUCGAUCCCCGGGUCCUGUCCAACUCCGGCUGGGGCCAGACUCCGGUCAAGCAGAACACCGCCUGGGAGUUCGAGGAGUCCCCGCGGUCCGAGCGGAAGAACGACAACGGGACGGAGGCCUGGGGCUGCGUGGCCCCUCCGCCUUCGAACCCCGGGGCGGGCAAGCACGACGGGCCCGUCCUCAACGGUACAAAUACCUCUUCAGUAUCCGGGUGGGCCAGCGCGCCCCCCGGCCCCGCCGGCCCGGCCGGCGCCGGCUGGGGAGACGGCCCCAAGGCGGCCAACAGCCAGGCCGGGUGGGGGGACUCGAUCGGCUCCACCGCCGUCAGCGGUGCCGCCGCCGCCAAGGGCGGCCACACUUGGAGCGGACCCGCCAGCCAGGAGGACAAGUCGCCCACCUGGGGAGAGCCUCAGAAACCCAAAUCUCAAACCUGGGGAGAUGGACAGAAGUCGAAUCCCGGCUGGACCUCGGGAGGAGGGGGAGGCGGAGGCGACUGGGCAGACCCGGCGGCCUCCGGCUCGGCCCACCUGGGCGACGGGAAGAAGAACAGCGGGGCCGGCUGGGACGCCGACGGCCGGCCGGGGGCCGGCUGGAACGAAGCCACCAGGCCGGGGGCCGGCGGGUGGGGCGGCGGCACCGGCACCAAGGGGAACCCGGGGCCCAACUGGGGCGAGUCCCUGAAGCCCGGCCCCCAGCCGGGCUGGGCCGGCAAGGCCCCGGACUGCGGCGUGAGCACCUGGGGCGGGGCCGCCUCGGUCAAGCAGACCGGCGGCUCGGGCUGGGUCGGCGGCCCCGUGCCCGCCAAGCAGAAGGACGGCGGCGAGGCCACCGGGUGGGAAGAGCCUUCUCCUCCGUCCAUCCGACGCAAGAUGGAGAUAGACGACGGUACCUCGGCCUGGGGCGACCCGAGCAACUACACCAACAAGACCGUAAACAUGUGGGAUAGAAACAACCCCGUCAUCCAGGGCGGCCCCGCCGGCGGCCCCCCCGCCGCCAACAGCCACCCGGCCGCGGUCGACAGCCCGGCCCCGCACCAGUCGAGCACUCAGCUCAACAGGUCACCGCUGCUCGGACCAGUGUCGGCGGGCUGGGGAGAGAUGCCCAACGUCCACUCGAAGGCCGAAGCUUCUUGGGGAGAGGCCUCCUCGUCGUCCUCCUCCCCCUCCGCCACCGUGGACAACGGCACGUCGGCCUGGGGGAAGCCGCCCAGCAGCGGCACGGGCUGGGGAGAGAAUCCGGCCGAGGCGGCGGGCUCCUUUGCCAGAGCCAGCGCUCCGGCUGCUGCCCCGGCCCUGUGCAAGCCAGCUUCAAAAUCUAUGCAAGAAGGCUGGGGCAACGGUGGGGAUGAGGUGAACCUCAGUGGUAGUCAGUGGGAAGACGAAGAAGGCGAUAUGUGGAAUAAUGCUGCUUCACAAGAGAGUAACUCCUCCUGCAGUUCCUGGGGGAACGCCCCGAAGAAAGGACUUCCUAAGGGCAUGAAGACAUCUAGUAAGCAAGACGAGGCCUGGAUCAUGAACCGUCUGAUAAAGCAACUCACAGACAUGGGCUUCCCGAGAGAGCCAGCUGAAGAGGCCUUGAAGAGUAACAAUAUGAAUCUAGAUCAGGCCAUGAGUGCUCUGCUGGAAAAGAAGGUGGAAAUGGACAAGCGUGGAAUGGGAGUGACCGACUACAACGGACUGGUCACCAAACCCCUCGGCUGCCGCCCCCCCCCAACCCCCAAAGAGUCUUCCAUGGACCGCCCCACCUUUCUCGACAAGGAUGGCGGCCUAGUGGAAGAGCCCACUACUUCACCAUUUUUGCCUUCACCAAGCCUGAAGCUCCCCCUUUCGAACAGUGCACUCCCUAAUCAGACCCUGGGCGGGAUUGCCUCCGGGCUGGGCAUGCAAAACUUGAAUUCUUCUAGACAGAUACCGAGUGGCAAUCUGGGUAUGUUUGGCAAUAGCGGAGCAGCACAAGCCAGGACCAUGCAACAGCCGCAGCAACCGCCAGUGCAACCUCUUAACUCAUCCCAGCCUAGUCUUCGUGCUCAAGUGCCUCAGUUUCUAUCCCCUCAGGUUCAAGCACAGCUUUUGCAGUUUGCAGCAAAAAACAUUGGUCUCAACCCUGCACUAUUAACCUCGCCAAUUAAUCCUCAGCAUAUGACGAUGGUGAACCAGCUCUAUCAGCUGCAGCUGGCGUACCAACGUUUACAAAUCCAGCAGCAGAUGUUACAGGCCCAGCGAAACGUUUCCGGACCCAUGAGACAGCAGGAGCAGCAAGUUGCACGUACAAUCAAUAACAUGCAGCAGCAGAUCCAGCAGCACCAGCGCCAGCUGGCCCAGGCCCUGCUCGUGAAGCAGCAGCAGCAGCAGCAGCAGCCGCCCCCCCCUCCGCACCUAUCUUUGCACCCCUCUGCAGGCAAAUCAGCCAUGGAGAGCUUCUCACCCCAUCCCCAGGGGCCCGGCCUACCCGACCUGCAGACCAAAGAGCAGCAGUCUUCACCCAACACCUUUGCUCCUUACCCCCUGGCCGGACUGAACCCCAACCUGAAUGUAAACAGCCUGGACAUUACUGGUGGUUUAUCAGUGAAGGACACCCCUCAGUCUCAAUCUCGCCUUCCUCAGUGGACUCACCCCAACUCGAUGGAAAGUCUGUCCACUGCUGCUUCUCCACUUGAUCAGAACCCCAGCAAGCACGGUGCUAUCCCCGGAGGCUUAAGCAUCGGGCCUCCGGGUAAGGCCUCCAUCGAUGACUCCUUCGGCCGGUACGACCUGAUCCCCAACAGCGAGCCGCCAGCCAGCCCUCCCGUCGCCGUCCCCCACAGCUGGUCACGUGCCAAAUCCGACAAUGAGAAAAUCUCCAACGGCUCCAGCAUCAGCUGGCCCCCGGAGUUUCAUCCUGGAGUGCCGUGGAAAGGACUGCAGAACAUCGACCCCGAGAACGACCCCGACGUCACUCCCGGAAGCGUCCCCACCGGCCCGACCAUUAAUACCACGAUCCAGGACGUUAACCGCUAUCUUCUCAAAAGUGGAGGUAAACUGUCGGACAUCAAAUCCACCUGGUCCUCCGGUGCCGCCUCGCACACCCAAGCCUCUCUGUCUCACGAGCUCUGGAAGGUCCCCAGAAACACUCCCGCCCCCACGAGACCGCCUCCGGGCCUGACCAACACCAAGCCAUCGUCCAGCUGGGGAGCUGGCCCGCUGGGCUGGACCAGCUCCUACUCCUCGGGUUCGGCCUGGAGCACUGACAGCUCAGGAAGGACAAGCAGCUGGCUGGUCCUGCGCAACCUGACACCCCAGAUUGAUGGUUCCACACUGCGGACCCUGUGCUUACAACACGGUCCUCUGAUCACAUUCCACCUGAACCUGACUCAAGGGAACGCCGUGGUCCGAUACAGUUCGAAGGAGGAAGCCGCCAAGGCCCAGAAGUCUCUGCAUAUGUGCGUCCUGGGCAACACUACCAUCUUGGCGGAGUUUGCCGGGGAGGAAGAGGUGAACCGUUUCUUAGCACAAGGCCAGCCCCUGCCGCCCACCUCCAGUUGGCAGUCCAACACUGGAACCAAUCAGACUCGGCUGGGCUCCACGGGCGGCGCCCACGGCCUGGUGCGGGGGGACGCGGGCCACUGGAACGCCCCCUGCCUGGGCGGCAAAGGCGGCGGCGACCUGCUGUGGGGCGGGGUCCCCCAGUACUCCAGCAGCCUGUGGGGGCCCCCCAGCGCCGAGGACGGCAGGGUCGUGGGCAGCCCGACCCCCCUCAACACCCUGCUGCCCGGGGACCUGCUGAGCGGAGAGUCCAUCUAGAGACCGACC